Messenger RNA from Pyricularia oryzae 70-15, 4805 nucleotides. RefSeq names its product N-(5-amino-5-carboxypentanoyl)-L-cysteinyl-D-valine synthase. Gene Ontology annotation, molecular function: phosphopantetheine binding. The transcript has a single exon. The record is from RefSeq and is a predicted model, not a curated record. The coding region runs from base 714 to 4556 and encodes 1280 amino acids. Lineage: Eukaryota; Fungi; Ascomycota; Sordariomycetes; Magnaporthales; Pyriculariaceae.
UGGAAAUUGACUCUAUUUUAGAUUUGGCAAGUAAUGUCCUCAACGCCACGCCGGUAUCUGGCCAUCUCUAUCUACUUGCACCGGCGAAAAGAAACGUCUGGAUCCAUCCGUUGAGCUUUCGGUAGCUUGCUCAAUAGAUCCCACGCACGUCUAGAAACGAAUACAAAGCACUUUGGAGUGGUUGCAGCUACUUUUGCCGCCUUGACGUCAUCUAGCCUUCUGAGCUCGCACGAUUUGCGGUCUCUUCCGGUCUGCUGGCAUGCUGAUUGGCAUCUAGAUCCGGCUCGCCGGUUUUCGCUCCGACAGGACUAGCUGCCACAGGCUCGCGGCUGAAAGACCUUCCAUUUCACUAUCCACAGCCAAGAAGGCGGCCCCUCUGGCUCCUCGGGGCAUACUGGGAAAUAAGUAUCUCAACAGCAAGUUCCACUUUUGCGGCAACCUUCGGGUGCGAUUUGUGACCCCCACAACUUCCAAGUAUAUCGCAUCAGGGGUUACGUUGUCGUUGACAUCCAAGUGACCUAUUUACUAUUUAUACGUACCGUUACCCCGACACGCAUCGGCAAAAGGUUUGCGACUGCCCCAAGACUCCGCACCGGUGUCCAGACCCUACAGCAUCGGCAAUCGUUGGAAAUAUCCGGCCCACGCGGAUUAUUCUGAGCCGACUUACGGGAAGCAACAUCAAGUACCCUUAGGCUACACUGCCGCUUGCAGAGAUGACGGUCCUUGAUAUGAACAAGGACCUGGCGGCGCUGUUCUGCAAACAGGCAGCCGCGACGCCUGACGCUGUAGCUCUGGAAGACGAGACCACGACAUUGACGUAUGCGGAGCUGGAGAGGCAAACCGGCCUUCUUGCCAACCGCUUGCGACAACAGGGUGUUGGCAGAGACAGCCUCGUCGGCGUGCUGCUGGGACGCAGCGCCGACUACGUCAUUGCCUGUCUCGCCGCCCUCCGCGCGGGCGGUGCAUUCCUGGUCCUCGAACUCGCAUAUCCUCCUCAGCUUCUCUGUGAUGUUAUUGACGACGCCAACCCAACCGUUGUGGUAACUCACAGAGCCCACGCCGGUUUGAUCAAGCCUGAAAUUCCCCUUGUGGUUCUUGACGAGCCCAACGCUACCCCUGAGGACUCUGCACAACCUACUGGCGAUGCCAACCAAGAAUUGCCUGCCGACGAUGACCUCGACCGCCUUGCAUUCGUGUGCUACACAUCAGGCACGACAGGGCGUCCUAAGGGAAUCGCCAACCCGCACAGGGCCCCUGUUCGCUCUUACAGCUUAAGAUUCGAGCUGAGUGAUCUCAAGCCGGGCGACCGCGUGGCGUGCAAUGUCUUCUUCAUCUGGGAGAUACUGCGUCCUCUGCUGCGAGGAGCUACCGUUGUGGCCGUGCCCGACAACGUGAGCUACGACCCAGUUGCUCUUGUCGAUUUGUUAGCAUCUCGGAAAAUUACCGAGACACUGAUGACGCCGACUCUCCUGGCCACAGUCCUCUCUCGGCACUCGAAGCUUGGAGACCGCCUUCCCGACCUGCGCACACUCUGGUUGAAUGGCGAGGUUGUCAUGGCGGAUCUGGCGCGCCGCACCCUCAGUGCACUUCCCAACACCCGGUUGCUGAACUGCUACAGCGCCAGCGAAACGCACGAAAUCGCCUGUGGCGACAUUAGGGAGAUGCUCACCGAGGACGCCUCCGUCUGUCCCGUUGGGCCUCCUCUGGAUCCCAAGCAUACCUACAUCCUCGACGAAAAUUUCCAGAAAGUCGAGCCUGGCUCUAGUGGCGAGCUUUUCCUCGGUGGCCAUCUCCUUGCCCGGGGUUAUCUCAACCUGCCCGAAACCACAGCCAAAUCAUUCCUACCCGAUGCCUUCGACCUGGCCCCAGGUGCUCGGAUGUACCGAACUGGCGAUCUGGCCAGAAUCCUCCCCUCGGGCUUGUUGGAGAUCACAGGUCGAGUCGGAGGCAUGAUAAAAGUACGCGGCUACAGCGUUCAGCCUGGAGCAGUGGAGAGCGUUGUGAUGAAGCAUCUGGCCGUCAGGCACUGCGCAGUGGUCUCCCAUGGGGAGGGCCUCAAGCGCCAGCUGGUUUCCUAUUUUGUCAGAGACAAGGAAAAUCCCGGUGACCGUGUCGACCCUAUCGUGCAAGAGUCAGGUUACAGCCCUGUGGCCCGGAAGACGUUGUCGGCCCAUCUCGCCCACUACAUGAUUCCUGCGCUGUGGAUCGAACUGACUGAGCUGCCCACGCAUGAGGUUUCAGGGAAGAUUGACCUCAAAAGACUACCUGGACCAUCAGGGAGCAAGACAAAUGGCAACGGGCGUCAGCAGGAGCGCAAUAAGGAAGUCAAGGUGGAAACCAUCAUCCAGAACUGGGCUGCCUCAUUGGAUCUCCCUCCCAGUGUUAUUACACCGGAGCAUGACUUCUUUGAUCUUGGAGGUCACUCCUUGGCUCUGGCUGACCUGGCGCGUCGUCUCUCCGAUGCCUUUGGGUUUCCGGUGCCGGUGGCUCGCCUCGCCGGACGACCGACCCUUGACGGCCAUGUGGAAGUCGUCCGCGCUGCACGCGAUGGCCACACUGCGGCCAUCCAGGCCGACCUACCUGCGGUCCUCAAGGCUGAUUCCAUCCUUCCCGAUGACAUCAAGCCUACUAAAACCGCCAUGUGCCCGCUGAAUGAGGCUAAGACUAUCCUGCUCACCGGUGUGACUGGCUAUCUUGGCGCGUUCCUCCUGAAGUCUUUGAUAGAGAACACAUCUGCUCGCAUUCUUUGCCUUGUCCGUUUUGCUCGACCUUCCCACGGCACGGAAUCCCGCGGUAUGGCGAGAAUUCGCCAAAACCUCCUUGACCUGGGCAUAUGGGAUCCGUCCAUCAUGGAUAGAGUUGAGGUGGUGCCCGGAAACCUGGGUCGAAAGGGCCUCGGGCUCUCUGACGAGGACUUUAAUGAGUUGGCUUCCGACCUCGACGUGAUUAUUCACGCUGGCGCCACUGUCAACUUGGUGUACCCCUACGCAGCCAUGCGCACUGCCAACGUCGGUGGCACCAAGGAGAUCCUGCGACUCGCGAGCCGAAGCGGUGCGACUGUUCACCAUGUCUCGACUAACGGUGUGCUUCCACCGUCCUCGGAAGGCUGGUCAGAGGAUACGAUCUUGGACGUGGAAGAAGUCGCAGAGAAGCUCCUGGACGGUUACGGCCAUACCAAGUGGGUUGCUGAACAACUCGUACUUGAGGCUGGCCGACGAGGCUUGCCUGUGAAGAUCUACCGCCCCGGUACAAUCAGUGGUCAUAGUGUUCUGGGAUCGACCAACACGUAUGAUCUUCUGACGGCACUGUUCGUUGAAUCGAUCCACCUCGGUCACGCGCCUGAUAUCCCGAAUUGGCUUGCAGAGAUGACGCCGGUGGACUUUGUGAGCCAAGCCAUCAUCACUCUGUCCAACCAUGUUGAUACUGAUCAGAAAAUCUACCAUAUCGGAGACCCCAAGCCGGUGACGGCCACGGAGCUUCUUGACGAUCUGGCUGGUCUCGGAUAUCCAACCGACCUGAUGGGCUGGGAUGAAUGGGUCGCAAACUGGAACGAGAGGAGAGGGAACCCCGGUACUAGUGGCGACGAUUCCUUCACUGCUGGCAUUCUUCGCCGUGGUAUGCCCGAGGUCGAGUUCCUUCGAGCCGUCACAGUCCUAAACGAUGCAAAGACGCAGUCAGUGCUAGAUCUUUACGACGUUAAGCGCCCGAAGAUCGACAGCAAAUUGUUCGAGACGUACACUCGCGAUUGGUACGCCCGCGGUUGGCUUUCCCAUCCGCCUCGUCGUGAUGGUGUGGCGCUCCGCGUCCGGGCCAAGGGACCUCUAUCUGGCAAGGUGGCCGUCGUCACUGGAGCGUCGUCAGGAAUCGGUGCUGCUGUGGCUACUGCUCUGAGCAAGGAAGGUGUCCAUGUGGCUCUUGCAGCUCGACGAACAGAAGCCCUCGAUGCCCUGAAGGCAAAGAUCGCCACGAACGGAACCAAGGUGAUCGUCCACAAGACGGAUGUCACCGACAAAGCUCAGGUUGAGUCGCUCAUCAAGACGGCCAGCGAGGAGCUGGGACCUGUUGAUAUCCUUGUCAGCUGUGCAGGCGUCAUGUACUUCACCAUGAUGGCCAAUGUGCAGACGGACGAGUGGGAGCGCACGGUCGACGUCAAUUGCAAGGGAUUGCUUCACUGUCUUUCGUCUACAGUUCCGUCAAUGCUUUCUCGUGGCAAGGGGCACAUCGUCGCCAUUUCGUCUGACGCCGGCAGAAAGGUGUUCCCUGGACUUGGCGUCUAUUCGGCCAGCAAGUUCUUCGUUGAGGCUACGCUGCAGAGUCUUCGUGUCGAGACGGCCGGCACUGGGCUCCGGGUAACAUCUGUCCAGCCAGGUAAUACCGCAACGGAACUUCUCGGCAUGUCAACGGAUCAGGAGGCCAUCAAGAAGUAUGGUGAGCCAACGGGGGCCAAGGUUCUCGACGCCGAGGACGUGGCCAACUCGAUCGUGUAUGCGCUGCGCCAGCCCGAGCAUGUGGCUGUCAACGAGGUCUUGAUUGAGCCCCGCGACGAACCCAUCUAGAAAGGAUAUUUAAAACAAGAAUAUAGAGGAAAAGACUGUAGAAUCGAGCGUCAUCAGGAAAUUCAUAUAAUGUACAUUCUUUAGUUUAGAGUCCCGGUCCAUUACAGCUGAACGGGACCCCUUAAGACAAGAAAACUGACUUGCAACUUACCACUCGGACAGCUAGCUCGUGAUUUUCUAGAGCUAUCGCAAACGCCAGUAUACACUUAAUUUUGACUGUACACCCGAGGAUCUUCUCGUUCUUUUCAC